This is a messenger RNA of Batrachochytrium dendrobatidis JAM81, 1167 nucleotides long. Its product is annotated as stearoyl-CoA 9-desaturase. The annotation marks the transcript as partial. Gene Ontology annotation, molecular function: iron ion binding; stearoyl-CoA 9-desaturase activity. Gene Ontology annotation, cellular component: endoplasmic reticulum membrane. Lineage: Eukaryota; Fungi; Chytridiomycota; Chytridiomycetes; Rhizophydiales. The transcript is spliced from 2 exons. The record is from RefSeq and is a predicted model, not a curated record. Gene Ontology annotation, biological process: unsaturated fatty acid biosynthetic process.
GUCAACUGGGUGCAUCUUAUUCUUCUUACUACAACUCCCUUGAUCAGUAUUGGUGCAUUCAUAUAUGUUCCUAUGCAGUUCAACACUAUGAUGUUUGCACUCUUUUGGUAUUUGCUGACUGGUUUCGGCAUUACUGUUGGCUAUCAUAGAUAUUGGUCGCAUAGAUCUUAUGAGGCAACUGUUCCUUAUCAGAUUGUUCUUGCCUUGGCUGGUGCUGGUGCUGUCGAGGGUUCCAUCAGAUGGUGGUCUCGAGGUCAUCGUGCCCAUCACAGAUAUACUGACACAUCCAAAGACCCAUACAAUGCUCGCAAGGGUAUAUUUUGGUCACAUCUUGGAUGGCUGCUUGUUAAAACAGAUUACUCGACCGUUGGCCGUGUCGAUAUCAGUGAUUUGAAUUCUGACCCUGUAGUCAUGUGGCAACACAAGUACUACGUCCCUUUGGUGCUGCUUAUGUCGGUCAUUCUCCCAACCGUCAUCCCUGGAAUUUUUUGGGGCGACUAUAUGGGCGGAUAUUUCUUUGCUGGUAUUGCCAGGUUGGUGUUUGUGCACCAUGCCACGUUCUGUGUCAAUUCUCUUGCACACUGGGCUGGAGAAACUACAUUUGAUGAUCGUCAUAGUCCAAGAGACCAUUUCUUCACUGCAUUGAUUACUUUUGGUGAAGGCUACCACAACUUCCAUCACGAAUUCCCAUCUGACUACCGUAACGCAUUGGGUUUGUUCCAAUACGACCCAUCCAAAUGGAUCAUCUACCUUGCCUCGUUGACAGGUCUGACUUAUGGACUUCAUACUUUUACUACCAACGAAAUCGAAAAGGGAAAACUCACCAUGGCUCAAAAAGUCAUUGAUCGCAAAAGAGCUAAGCUUUUGUGGGGUCCCAAGGACGAGGAUCUUCCACGAUAUACAUUUGCUACAUUCCAGCGUAUGUGUACAGAACAACAUCGGUCGCUUAUUGUCAUUGAUGGUAAUGUGUAUGACGUUGAGCAUUUUAUGGACCAGCAUCCAGGAGGUCGCGGAUUCCUAAAAGCCAGUAUAGGAAAAGACGUCAGUACCAGCUUUAAUGGUGGUGUUUAUGAUCACCACAAUGCUGCACGGAAUCUGGCAUCCAUGAUGCGUAUAGCCAUCUUGGAUGGUAACGUUCCAUUACAAUUCGUUGCCAAAGAAGAGUAA